AGAAGUGCGAGGCGGUAGGGUCGCGCGCGAACAUAAUAAGUAUAAUGAUAACAAGAUAGUUUUUUUGGAUAAACUUUGAUUAGCUUUUUCACUGACUUUGAUUAGCUUUUUCGUCGAACGAUUAUGCAAUCUAGGUGUGUAGUGCCUAAGUAUAUGAAAUACAGAGUCGAAACAUGAAUUUUACGCGACAAGAGCCUGUUUUCGACGUACACCGACGUGGCCACAAUAAGCUCGUAAAACUGUAGUAAGAAAGCUACGACAUCAACGACGCUGAAGUGCAAUUGGAUGAUGUCGGAGGAGACCAGUUCUUUGAUGUGGUCCUUGAUUUCCCAUCUCAGAGCCUCCUUAGAAACCUUUUCUUCCUUGUUGUGGUUUACUAAAAACCUUUCUCUGCUCGCUGUGCGUAGCAAUAAAGUGGUCACGUUGUUGCUACUUUCUAUUGAUGACGCAGUUUGUAAACUUGAUAGAAAAUAUGACAGCGAAACACGAACAAAUGGCCGCGCAAGCGGCUGGGAAUGUUCGCAAUCUUUGGAAUGACGCAUGAGGGCGAGAGAAACGGCUUGGGGUGCAACCAAGACUGGUCGGCAAAUCAAAAA
Amoebophrya sp. A25 is the source of this 596-nucleotide messenger RNA. The record is from the annotation of a GenBank genome assembly. NCBI's taxonomy places the organism in Eukaryota, Dinophyceae, Syndiniales, Amoebophryaceae.